This is a messenger RNA of Mus musculus (house mouse), 1573 nucleotides long. RefSeq names its product eukaryotic translation initiation factor 4A3 like 1 (gene Eif4a3l1). The transcript is spliced from 2 exons. Gene Ontology annotation, cellular component: nuclear speck; nucleus; postsynapse. The record is from RefSeq and is marked validated. The coding region runs from base 133 to 1368 and encodes 411 amino acids. NCBI's taxonomy places the organism in Eukaryota, Metazoa, Chordata, Mammalia, Rodentia, Muridae. Gene Ontology annotation, molecular function: RNA helicase activity; ATP binding; nucleotide binding.
GCUCUUGCCCUUUGCCUGCUUCCUGUGUGAGACUGAGUAACGACUAGAUCCUUGGACUUCUAUUCACCACUGCUGCGACUGAACCAUUGUUGGGAAUUGGGCUGCAGACUGUCUUUCAGCGGAAUCGGGAUCAUGGCGACCACGACCAGGAUGGCGACGUCUGGCUCGGCGCGGAAGCGGCUGCUCAAAGAGGACGGCAUGACCAAAGUGGAGUUCGAGACCAGCGAGGAGGUGGACGCGACCCCCACGUUCGACACCAUGGGCCUGCGAGAGGACCUGCUGCGCGGCAUCUACGCCUACGGUUUUGAAAAACCUUCAGCGAUCCAGCAGCGUGCUAUCAAGCAGAUAAUGAAAGGGAGAGAUGUCAUCGCACAGUCUCAGUCUGGCACAGGCAAGACGGCCACCUUCAGUAUCUCAGUGCUCCAGUGCUUGGAUAUCCAGGUUCGAGAAACCCAAGCUUUGAUCCUGGCUCCAACCAGAGAGUUAGCGGUGCAGAUUCAGAAGGGUCUGCUCGCUCUGGGAGAUUACAUGAACGUGCAGUGCCAUGCCUGCGUUGGGGGCACCAAUGUCGGGGAGGACAUCCGGAAGCUGGACUACGGGCAGCAUGUGGUGGCAGGCACGCCGGGACGCGUCUUUGAUAUGAUCCGCCGGAGAAGUUUAACGACACGGGCUAUCAAGAUGCUGGUUUUGGAUGAGGCUGAUGAGAUGUUGAACAGAGGUUUCAAGGAGCAGAUCUAUGAUGUGUACAGGUAUUUGCCACCAGCCACACAGGUCGUUCUCGUCAGUGCCACACUGCCUCAUGAGAUCCUGGAGAUGACCAACAAGUUCAUGACCCACCCCAUCCGCAUCCUGGUGAAGCGUGAUGAGUUGACUCUGGAAGGCAUCAAACAGUUCUUUGUGGCCGUGGAAAGAGAGGAAUGGAAGUUUGAUACUCUGUGUGAUCUCUACGACACGCUGACCAUCACCCAGGCCGUCAUCUUCUGCAUCACCAAGAGGAAGGUUGACUGGCUGACAGAGAAAAUGAGAGAAGCCAAUUUCACUGUGUCGUCCAUGCAUGGAGAUAUGCCCCAGAAAGAACGAGAGUCUAUCAUGAAGGAGUUCCGGUCAGGUGCCAGCCGGGUGCUCAUCUCCACAGAUGUCUGGGCUCGAGGCCUGGAUGUCCCUCAGGUGUCCCUCAUCAUUAACUAUGACCUGCCCAACAACAGAGAACUGUACAUUCACAGAAUUGGGAGAUCGGGUCGGUAUGGACGAAAAGGUGUGGCCAUCAAUUUUGUGAAGAAUGAUGACAUCCGGAUUCUCAGGGACAUCGAGCAGUACUACUCCACCCAGAUAGACGAGAUGCCCAUGAACCUGGCUGACCUCAUCUGAAGCUGGUGCUGGUGCACCGAGGCCCUGUUUGGAAACAGAAGCUUCUAUUUAAUGGGGUUGGUUGAUAUGAACUGUCUUCUCGGAGCCCCUCGGGAAGACCCUCAGCCUCCGCCAUCUUUUCUAAUGCACGUGUAAAUGACCCAAUGCUUAAACUUUUACAUUAAAAGUGGACAUUUUCCCAUGGGGGGAAAAUUUUUUUAAAAGG